UGAGAGAAGGAGCGUCUCGACCCCCGCCUCCAAGAUCCUGUUCCUUUUUAUGUGCGUUCCUUCUGCGAGAUAAAGGAUUAUUUUCUUCCCUUCUCAGUUUGUCCCACCCUUCCCCUCAACUCUUCUCACCUACCCCUACUCUGCAAAGCAUAGCCCCUAGAAGUCUGUUUGGGAAAGGCGAGCGACCUGUGGGCAGGAGCCGAGCCGGUCUAGGACACUUCACUAUGGCACUGCUGUUUCGCCUCCUGCGCCCGGGGCUGAGCUCGUGUGUUCCUCGGUUAUUGACAAAUGGCCUUGGGACCCUUUCAACAGUUAAAGUAACAAGCCAUCCGAAUGAAACUCCAUCAGAAGAGGCCACAAAGGCUAUCAGUCGUUAUCCUGUUCCUUACAAAAAGGAUCUACCUUUUGAUAUAGUGGAGCUCAUGGAAGAGGUAGAAAAAAAAACUGGAUUUUUACCGAAUGUCUUUAAGGUGUUAGCACAUCGGCCAGGGGAAUUCAGAGCAUUUUUUGCUUACUAUAAUGCCAUUAUCAACAAAGAAACAGGACAUCUCAGCAAGGCUGAUAAAGAACUCAUCAUCGUAGCUACAAGUGUUAGUAAUAGGUGUCCCUACUGUGUAAUUGCCCAUAGUGCUCUACACAGAAUAUAUUCCAAAAAUGCCAUUCUGGCUGAUCAGGUCAUCGUUAAUUGGAAAAAGGCCGAUUUAUCACCUCGAGAGUUAGCUAUGCUAGAAUUUGCUCUUGCUGUUAGUCGGGCUGAUGACAUAACAGAAGAACAUUUUAAAAAGCUGGAAUUGCAGGGCUUUGAUCGAGAAGAUGCCUGGGACAUAGCUUCCAUUUCUGCUUUCUUUUCUAUGUCUAAUCGUAUUGCUCAUUUUAUUGACCUGAUACCCAACAAAGAAUUUUAUUCAUUGGGUAGAACAAAUGAUCAAGAUCUGUAAGAGUAUAAUCCAUCACAGGGGCACCAUAAAAUGUGUGUAUUUAUUUUAUUUGUUUAAAUUAUGGUAUGCCUAUUAAUAAGUUUUCCCGUAAUACUUAGUUUAUAUACACCAUGGGAAAUAAACUAAUUUACUAUUCUUCCUGGUAAUAUUGCUUUUGCUGAGUUCAUCACAAUUAAUGGUAAUUGUUGAAAUUUGAUGAAAUUUAGCACUUGUAUAAGGCCUUUUACUUAUUAUGAUAAAAAUUAUCUUCAUUUCCAAUUACCCCUCCUAUUUUCUCCUUUUCAUAAUAUUCCCUUAUUUAAAAAAAAAAAAAAAAAAAAAGGAUGAAAAAACAGUAACAGUCCAGCAACCAACACAUUGACUGAGUCUGACAAUAGAUGCAACAUUUCACAUUUAUUAUCUUCUACCCCUUCUAUGAAGGGAGGGAGGUACAUUUUCUGAACUCCUUUCUGGGGCUAAGCUUGAAUUGACUGCUAUCAUAAUGUGUAUUUUGCCGAUUCAUUUGCCUUCACUCAUAAGUCUUCCUACAUUUCUCUUUUUUGGUGGUACAGUAAUAAUGCAUUUUGUUCAUGUGCAACAAUAUAUUGAGCCAUUUCCUAAUAAUUGUGUUGGUAUGCUAGUACUUUUAGAUAAUCUAAAAGAAACACUUGAAGGACAGGGAAGCAGAGAUGAAAGUCACUCAGGAAAAUUCUGAUAAGAAUUGAUAACCAACUAUAUCAAAUUAGCCAUUUUAAUUUAAGCCCUUAGGAUUUAAGACUUGUUAUUUUCUAACAGCUCUUUUACCAUUAGAUAAAAAAUGAGUUUGUUUAAAAUAUAAACAUGAUUUGCAGCUAAUUCUUUUUUGAAGUAGAUAUAGGGACUUUCAAAUGUCAGUAUGAGCAGAUCUAUUUUAUUUUAACAUUUAAUCUAUUUUAGGAUACCUCUUCCCAUCCCCACUUUUUUUAACCUUUAAAUGAUUACCUGAUAGAGAGGUACACUGGGUGUUCUUUCAUAGUUGACCAACUUCCAGUAACUUUUUUUUCCCAGUAACUUUUAUAAAUGGAAUGUAAAAUCAGUCAUUUAGAUUGGAUUUUAAUCCACAAAUAACUAUUCUUUUAGUUAGUUUAAAUGAGGAUUGUUUGAAAGGUGUAGCAGCUCAUAUCAUAGGCCAAUAGCAAUUUCUUUUAUUGAAACAAUUCUUUAAAGAUUUAUUUUACAGGGGAAUUGGUUCUAUAUACUUUACAUUUGUAUGAUUCUCUUUCAUGGCUUGUAUGUGGUUAUAAGAAUUAUAUUUAAUCUACAUAUUUCUCUAUUCAUACCUUUUAUCAAUAUUUUCUGAAUUAGUAAACAAAUCAUAAUCAACUUUGAGAGCUGAGAUAUUAAAGUUUGAUUUGAUUUAACUGUGAAAAAGAUUUAACUGAAGUCUGUGAAGUCAAAUGUGAGGGAAUUAUUAUGACUGUACCUCAAAUACUGUACCUCAUGAAAUACAACUUUUUAAUGUAGGCUUAAUUUAAUUUCACGAAUAAAAGUAAUUAAAUUGA
This is a messenger RNA of Sarcophilus harrisii (Tasmanian devil), 2458 nucleotides long. RefSeq lists its product as uncharacterized. The transcript has 6 exons. Gene Ontology annotation, molecular function: peroxiredoxin activity. Lineage: Eukaryota; Metazoa; Chordata; Mammalia; Dasyuromorphia; Dasyuridae. The coding region runs from base 225 to 938 and encodes 237 amino acids. The record is from RefSeq and is a predicted model, not a curated record.